Molecule: messenger RNA, 2920 nt
Organism: Octopus sinensis (East Asian common octopus)
Lineage: Eukaryota; Metazoa; Mollusca; Cephalopoda; Octopoda; Octopodidae
Product: chymotrypsin-like protease CTRL-1
Exons: 4
Biological process (GO): proteolysis
Molecular function (GO): serine-type endopeptidase activity
Source: RefSeq, a predicted model, not a curated record
UGGUUUCAAUUCCAGCGCUGACCCGGACAACUUUCAAGUGAUCCUUGGAGAAUAUGAUACGUCUGUGGACAGCGGCGACGAGCAGAAAAUAUUCGUAUCUGGAAUCUACGUUCAUCCAAAAUUCGUUGAGACUUCCGGUUACCCAUUCGACAUAGCACUGGUCAAGCUGUCGCAGAAGGCUCAAGUCAUGCCUGCGGUAGUUCCCAUAGCCCUCCCGGAAAACUCAACCGAGACCUUUGUCAACCGGGAGUGCUGGGUUCUGGGAUGGGGCUUGACUGACAGUGCAGCAAGUGUCAUCCCUAACGUCCUGCAGGAAGCCAAUAUAACGGCCAUCACCAACGAGGAAUGUGCUGAACGCUGGUCAUUCAUCGAAAUUCUAGAAUCUCACCUCUGCGUAUACAAACUGGCCAGCUCCCCUUGCAACGGUGACAGUGGAGGCUCGUUGGCAUGUAGGGACGGCAAUGACACAUGGAGGUUAGCAGGCGUCAUCUCAUGGGGCAUCAGCACGUGCAGCGGGGACUACCCAGCCGUCAACACUCGAGUCUCGUCUUAUCUAGAGUGGAUAGACGAGGUCAUAUCGGAGAACUGAGUCGUGCCGUCAGGUCGCGUGGUUUUCGACCGCAUCGUCUGUACUGGAGUUGCUCGGUUAGGUGACCAACAGUACUGCAAUUUAAGCGGGUAACAUCGCUCUUAUUUGGACGAUUGGGUCAUGCAAUUGUAUCUGUAAGAUACCAUUGAAACUGUUUGAAGUGAGUCAGAAAAGCUAACAUUAGUAGAUGUCAUUUAAAGUGUCUUAAACAAUCUAAACUUUGUACAUUCCAUCCAGGAAGUUCAAACCAUACGAUCGAUAUAUUAUAGUUAACUGAGUCGUAUUUUGGAAAUGGAACCAUUCCAUAGACCCUGGGAAAAGCCAUACCAUUCGGACAAUCUAGGCCACACUUUCGAUAUCGUGUAGCUUAGCCAUACCAAUGAAACUAAGCAAUAACACUGAAUUAUACCAUACCAACCGGAAAGUUUAGUUCGUUCCAUCGGUUGAUUGUUGGGCCAUUCCAUCGAAAUUGAGCAAUCACUCUCAAACAUAUGCACACCACCAUUCGGAGAGUUUAGACUAUACCAUCGAGACUUUAGAGAACUGAGCCAUACCAUCGAGUCUGAGCUCUGUCACUGAAACUAAUCCUUGCCAUCCGGGCAGUUUUCGCAAAACCAACAUUGUAUUUUAAAUAACUGGGUCAUACCUUCAAUAAUAUAUUAUUGAAAAUAACCCAUACCAUCUUGGCAGUUUGAGUAUGCCAUCGAUACAGAUUAGCUAACGGGACCAUAUCUUGAUAACGGAGGUAUACCACUGGAACAGGGCAUACCAUCUGGAGAGUAUAGACAACACAAAUGGUGUAUUUUAGAUAACUGAACCAUUCCAAUGAAAUGAAGCCAUGAAAAUAUCCAAAGCCACCCGCAGAAUUUAGAAUGUAUGUUUUAAAUUGUUCAAACAUAUCAUCCAGAAAUGUUAUACCAAACCAUCGUUGUAUUUUACAUAACUAAGCCAUAUCUUUGAAACUUCUAAGUCACUGAAACUAGAAUUUAGACAACGGCAAACGGUAUACCAAAGAAAAUAUAUAAUACCACCGGCAUUAAUUAUAUAAUUGGAACUUAGCUAUACUACUAACGCUGACUAAAUAAACAACUUUGUAACUAAACUGUGUAAUUCGAAAUACCACCGCAAUUGUUCAAAUGCACGUCCUGUUUGGUUUUUGACUUUUUUUUUAGAAUUGAGUGACAACAGUAAUAAGUUUUGCCUAGAUUAGCCACGACAUCCAAAACCAUCCAAACAAAACCCAUGAAUUCUUCUCAGACGUUAAUGCCAUGAGUCAUACCAUUGGAAUUGUUUAUAUAACUUUGUCGCACGAGACAUAUAUUAUACUCUCUUUUCAAAAAUUAAUUUUAUCGUCUUCAUAGUCAAAAUCAAUACCAUUAUCGGUGUCCUAGAGAUUCUUAAACCUUUAGAACUAAUUCAAACCAGUACAGCUUUUUAAACAACUGGACACUACAAUACAAACUGAACCAUAGAAUCCGAUCUAUCUUUAAUAGUUUCGUUCAUAUUCCCUGAGAAUUUUCCAAGAAAUAGAGAUCAGAACAACAGAACUCUUUCGAUAUUUGGUCUUUAAAACCAUUCGAAGGUAUUUAUACCAUUAGGACUUAUAAGACUGGCGCUAUUCAGGGAAUGGACCAGGUACAAUACCAUCAGAACUGGCUCCAUACCACUGGCAGUUACUUAACUUCAAGACUGACUCCAUAGCAACAGGACUAAGACAAUACUACCAGGACACACUCAACAUCAUUAGGGCUGGUUGAAUACUAUUAGAACUUAUACGAUACCAUCAGCGGUGACUCGAUACAUUCAGACGUGGCUCGAUGCAACCAGUACUAACUCAAUACCAUCAGCUGUGACUCAAUAAUAUCAGGACUCACUAAAUAUAAUCAAACGUGACUCGAUAAACCAAGACUCACUCAAUACCAUCACAUGUGACUCGUUAAUAUCAGAUCUCACUCAAUAGAAUUAGACGUGACUCAAUACAAUCAAGACUCAUACAAUGCCAUGAUAUGUGACUCAAUACAAUCAGAGCUCAUUCAAUACCAUCAUACAUGACUCGAUGCAGUCAAGACUCACUCAAUACCAUCAGGCGUGACUCAAUAUCACCAGGACUCAUUCCACACUAACAAGACUGACUCGAUACUACUAUCAUGACUCACCCUAUACUAUUAGGAAUGAUUAACUUCUAUUAUACCACCAGGAGUGAAUCAAUACCAUUAAGCCUGUUUCGAUAAGGAAAUCUUGAAAAUAACCUAAUACCACCAGGACUCGCUCAAUACCAUCAGAGCUGACCCAGUACCAUUAGGACUUGCUCAAUAUCAUCAAAAGUGACUC